Messenger RNA from Camelina sativa (false flax), 2040 nucleotides. NCBI's taxonomy places the organism in Eukaryota, Viridiplantae, Streptophyta, Magnoliopsida, Brassicales, Brassicaceae. The record is from RefSeq and is a predicted model, not a curated record.
CUCUUUCAUCUUCCUUUUCGUUUUGUUCUUCCUCUCUAUCAUCAGAGCUUCUGUUCAGGAUCUUACGCUCUUACACUAUGUUUGUCCAAGUACGGCAACGUAUACAAGGAACAGCACUUACUACAACAAUCUCACAACUCUUUUGUCUUUCUUCUCUUCCCGCAACGCUUCAUACUCCACAGGAUUCCAAAACGCCACAGUUGGUCAAGAACCCGACAUGGUCACCGGACUUUUCCUUUGCGGAGGCGUCUCGCCGGAAAGUUGUCGUGACUGCGUCGUCUUUGCCGUCAACCAAUCCUUAAAUCGGUGUCCGAAUCAGAGACAGGCCGUGCUAUAUUACGAUGAGUGUAUGCUCAGAUACUCUCAUCGGAAUAUUCUCUCGACCCUGCGGACGAUAGACGGAUACACCUUAUCCAGCCUCAUUAAUAUUCCAACAAACCAACAAGAGAGUUUCCGAGGAUUGGUUUUAUCCAUGAUGAACCAAGCCGCAAGGGAAGCCGCGGCUAGUUCCAGAAAAUUGGGUGCGAUAAAAGCCAACUUCAAUGCGUCUCAGACAUUGUACGGACUUGUUCACUGCACCCCUGAUCUGACUGCACAAGACUGUUCGCUUUGUUUGAAAACGUCCAUCAGUCAAUUACCCACUGAAAGAAUCGGGGCAAGAGUUCUUUUGCCGAGCUGUAAUUCAAGAUAUGAGUUAUACCCAUUUUACAACGAAUCCGUCAUUAGCAGUAGCACACUUCGAUCACCACCACCGACGCCUCCUGCCCGAGAUGGGAAUUCAUCUGUGUUAGUGGUAGCCAUUGUUGUGCCUAUUAUAGUGGCUGUGCUGCUUUUCAUAGCGGGUUAUUGUUUCCUUGCGAAAAGGGCAAAGAGGACUUAUGAGACAACACCUUCAUUUAAUGGGGAUGAUAUAACAACCAUAGAAUCGUUGCAACUUGAUCUCAAAACAAUUCAAGCUGCAACAAAUUAUUAUUCAGAGGAUAAUAAGAUUGGUCGGGGUGGAUUCGGUGAGGUCUACAAGGGAAUAAUUUCAAAUGGGACUGAAGUUGCGGUGAAGAGACUAUCAAAAUCAUCAGAACAAGGUGACACAGAGUUUAAGAACGAGGUGGUUCUUGUUGCAAAGCUUCAGCACAUAAAUCUGGUUAGGCUUCUCGGAUUUUCUAUAGAAGGAGAAGAAAGGAUAUUGGUCUACGAGUAUGUUCCAAACAAAAGCCUUAAUUAUGUCCUCUUCGACCCUGCGGAAAAAGGUCAGCUGGACUGGACUAGACGAUACAAUAUCAUUGGAGGAAUUGCUCGAGGGAUUUUGUAUCUUCAUCAGGAUUCACGACUCACAAUCAUACAUCGUGACUUAAAAGCGAGCAAUGUUCUCUUGGAUGCGGAUAUGAAUCCAAAAAUUGCAGAUUUUGGAAUGGCUAGGAUCUUCGAAUUGGAACAAACCGAUGAAAACACAAAAAGAAUAGUUGGUACCUAUGGUUACAUGGCUCCCGAAUAUGCCAUGCGCGGGCAGUUCUCAAUGAAGUCUGAUGUCUACAGCUUCGGAGUGUUAGUACUUGAGAUUAUAAGUGGUAGGAAGAAUAACAGCUUCCAUGGGACAGAUGAUUCAGACGACUUGGUCACAUAUGCUUGGAGGCUUUGGAAUUAUGGAACAGCGUUAGACCUCGUGGAUCCAAUUAUCAUAGAUAAGUGCCCGAAGAGUGAAGUAGUUCGAUGCAUCCAUAUCGGGCUGUUGUGCGUUUAAGAAGUUCCUGUAGACCGUCCAUCCAUGUCAACCAUAUUAGUGAUGUUCACUAGUAAUACUAUGAAUUUACCAGUGCCUAGGCCACCAGGGUUUUGCAAUCAUACUAGACCCGAAGGGCCGCUUGAAUCAGAUAGAUCUACCACUAGUAAAUCUGUUCCAGUGUCUAUUAACGAUGCAUCAAUCACUAGACUAUAUCCUCGUUGAAUGUGAUCUUAAAAUUCACGCUUUAAUCAAUUGAUGUAUUAAACUCAAAUUUAAAAUUAUAUUUGAAUACUUCAAGAGGUUGGCAAUCCUGUUUACUG